AUCACCAAACCCUUGCUGGCUCUUAUGGGCAUGAAACACUCCUCCCGCUGCCUGCUCCUAAGGAGGAAAAUGGCGGAGAACGCUGCCGAGAACACCGAGGUGAGCAGUCCCCCCCCGCAGCCCCCUCAGCCCAUCGUCCCACCCAAGCCCGUGCAAUGUGUCCAUCAUGUGUCCACUCAACCCAGCUGCCCAGGACGGGGCAAGAUGUCCAAGCUGCUGAACCCAGAGGAGAUGACCUCGAGAGAUUAUUACUUCGACUCCUACGCCCACUUCGGGAUCCAUGAGGAAAUGCUGAAGGAUGAGGUGCGGACACUCACCUACCGGAACUCCAUGUACCACAAUAAGCACGUGUUCAAGGACAAAGUGGUGCUGGACGUUGGGAGUGGUACCGGGAUCCUUUCCAUGUUUGCUGCCAAAGCGGGAGCCAAGAAAGUGUUUGGGAUUGAAUGUUCCAGUAUUUCUGACUACUCAGAGAAGAUCAUUAAGGCCAACCACUUGGACAACAUCAUCACCAUAUUUAAGGGUAAAGUGGAAGAGGUGGAGCUGCCUGUGGAGAAGGUAGACAUCAUCAUCAGCGAGUGGAUGGGCUACUGUCUGUUCUAUGAGUCAAUGCUCAACACGGUGAUCUUUGCCAGGGACAAGUGGCUGAAACCUGGAGGGCUUAUGUUUCCAGACCGGGCAGCUUUGUACGUGGUAGCAAUUGAAGACAGACAAUACAAGGACUUCAAAAUCCACUGGUGGGAGAAUGUCUAUGGCUUUGACAUGACCUGUAUCCGGGAUGUUGCCAUGAAGGAGCCCCUGGUGGACAUCGUGGAUCCAAAGCAAGUGGUGACCAAUGCCUGUUUAAUAAAGGAAGUGGACAUUUAUACGGUGAAGACGGAAGAGCUGUCGUUCACAUCUGCCUUCUGCCUGCAGAUACAGCGAAAUGACUACAUCCACGCCCUGGUCACCUAUUUUAAUAUUGAAUUUACCAAGUGCCACAAGAAAAUGGGGUUUUCCACAGCUCCUGAUGCCCCCUACACCCACUGGAAGCAGACUGUCUUCUACUUGGAAGAUUACCUCACUGUCCGGAGGGGGGAAGAAAUCUAUGGGACCAUAUCCAUGAAGCCAAAUGCCAAAAAUGUGCGAGACCUCGAUUUCACGGUAGAUUUGGAUUUUAAGGGACAGCUGUGUGAAACAUCUGUAUCUAAUGACUACAAAAUGCGUUAGCACACGUGGGACGCUGCAGAGAGCGAGCAAGAAGAGAAACUCUGCCCUCGAUCUGCGGCUCCGUCACAAGGAAUACCGUUUGCAGGACUAUACACUCGAAAACCAGAGUUUUAAAUUCUGCCUUGAAGAUUGGUGAACUCACCAGGGCUCCCGUGGGCCCUGCCACUGGACAGAGAGCCUCCCGCUCCUCAGCUCUGCUCUGGGAGCCCUUCACAGAGGUUUUGUUGUCGCCGACACAGAGCAGCCUCCAGUGUGGUGGCUGGGGCGCCGAGGAGGGAAAAGUACACACGUAUACCCAUUGUCCUCCUUAACUGUGGCUCUCCGGAACUUCCAGUUUUGCAUGCUGCAGGCAUCUAGGACAGAUCGCUUCACUAGAACCUGGAGACAUAGUGUCUUUGAUAGCAUAAGCCAGAUUACCCGUCUGUGCGGUGGUGUGCGUGCGUGCGCGUGCGCGCCUCCAGCAGAUCCAUUAGCUUCUCUGCCCACGACACCUGUAUAUGCAUGCAUAUACAACCACGUGGGUGUGUUUCUGUGUUCAUUCAGGGUGUGUGUGUGUGUGUGCGCGCGCGCGUGCGUGCGUGUGUGUGCGUAGAAUAUAUAUUACUCUCAGAGGAGAUUCUGUUGCUUUCGAAUAGGAGUUUGUUUUGUGAUUAGUUCUUCCCCUUCCCCAUCCCUUACAGAUGUUAAGCAGCUAUGACACGUUCUCUGUACUAGCUCUGGUCUCCUUUUGACUAGAAUGUGGCUCUGAACCCUGAGCAUAGUACCACGCAUUCUGUUGGCACUCAAUAAAUGCA
Messenger RNA from Ailuropoda melanoleuca (giant panda), 2003 nucleotides. It is a transcript of the gene PRMT8, whose product is annotated as protein arginine methyltransferase 8. Lineage: Eukaryota; Metazoa; Chordata; Mammalia; Carnivora; Ursidae. The coding region runs from base 25 to 1209 and encodes 394 amino acids. The transcript is spliced from 10 exons. Gene Ontology annotation, biological process: chromatin remodeling; peptidyl-arginine methylation, to asymmetrical-dimethyl arginine. The record is from RefSeq and is a predicted model, not a curated record. Gene Ontology annotation, cellular component: plasma membrane. Gene Ontology annotation, molecular function: protein-arginine omega-N asymmetric methyltransferase activity; protein-arginine omega-N monomethyltransferase activity; histone methyltransferase activity.